AUGGCGGUCUCUGCACUGUCAGGUCGAGGCAAUUCACCCACAGCGGGCUCAUUUCUGCGCAUAUCUAGAAUGCCAGAUAGACCCCGGGGGUUUCGGGAGGCUCUCCGCGCGAAGUAUGCCUCUGAGCCGGAGGUAGGUGCAAGUUCUAGCUCUGGGAGCACGGAGCCACUUCAAAUCAGCGGGAAGGUUGUCGAGGAGGUUGGCUUUGAUAGGGUUCGUAAGAUACUUGCUACCCUGCAGGAGCUUAGAAUUGUUAUCCUAGACGGUAUGCGCAUUAGGGGCUUUGCGGCGGAGGAAGACGAGGACCUGCGCAAGGCGGAAAUAGAGCGCGUCAAAGAACUUUGUCCAAAAAUUACCCAACUUGACCUGAGUCGAAAUCUGCUCGCAGACUGGACAGAAAUCGCGGAUCUUAGUGAGCAGCUGGAGGAUUUGCGAAUCUUGAAGUUGGACGGCAACCGUUUCAGCAUUUCUCUCGGGGACAGGGUAUUAAGAGGAAUAACUGAAUUACAUCUUGAUGAAACACUCUUAACAUGGGAAGAAAUAUCUGCCCUUUCCUACCGAGUUCCAGACCUCCGCAAGCUCUCCUUAUCGUCCAACAAUUUACCCCUUGUCUCUGUUCCAAUAUCAAACACAAUAACGGACAUAACCCUAGAAUCCAACAACUUUACUACAAUACAGGGCCUCUCACACUUGUCAUCGCUCCCAAAUCUAACUCGGCUGUCCGUUCGCCGAAACAAGAUCAGCGUGAUUCAAGAUUCGAAUGAUAAAACCCAUCCCUUGCGGUUCUCGCCGACAGUUACUACCUUGGACAUAUCCCGAAAUCUGAUAGAAUCGUGGGCUUUUAUCGACGCCCUCCCAUCCGUUUUCCCAGGUCUGACGAAUCUUCGCAUAUCAGACAAUCCGGUAUAUGAACAGCCACCUGCCUCGUCAGCCAUAACAGGGCUUCCGGAGAAGCGCAUGACAGUCGACGAGGCUUACAUGCUUACACUUGCCCGACUCCCCAAAUUAGAGAUAAUGAAUUAUAGCAAGAUAACCCCCCAGGAUCGUGUUAACGGAGAGCUGUACUACAUGUCUCUUAUCAAGAAGGAAUUGUCGAUAUCUCCCGUAAGUGAAGAGAAGAGAAUCCUUUCGUCACACCCUCAAUAUGGUGAACUUUGCGCGAUACACGGUGCUCCUGAAAUCAAACGGGCAGAGAGCAAUGAUCCGGUUAAUAUACGAUCCCUCGCAGCACGUCUGAUCAACUUUACGUUUUAUUUCCCAAAUGCUAAGCAUGCUCCCGGGCAAACAGCCAUGGAGUUCAGAAAGGAGAUCCCAAGAACAUUCGACAUAUAUCGCGUCAAAGCCAUCGUUGCACGCCACUUUUCCCUUGCUCCUCUAAGCUUCAGACUAAUCUGGGAGACAGAGGAGUGGGACCCGGUUGAAGAAGGCGUGGCGGAGGAAGACGAAUGGGAUAGUGGCGAUGAGGGAGACGAGGAGCCCGUUGAGGUAGGACGUCAAAAGAGAUUUGUUCGGCGUGAGGAGGAAUUUGUUGAUUCCACCAGGGCCGUUGAGCACUGGUUGAGCCAUGAUACCCGUGAGGUCAGACUCAUCAAGUGCUGGAGAGUUAAAGGCUUGUACUCUAUACCAUGUGGAUUAAUUGCAGGCCAACCGAAAUAUUGGUGCAAACACUGCAAGACAUAUGUCCGCGACACCCCAUUCGAGCGCACCCAACACGAAGCGACGGGUAAACACCAAGGGAGCCUGAAACGAUUCCUUCGCGACGUCCACCGCUCGCAGGAUAAAGACCAGAGAGAAUCUCAAAGAGCCAAACAGGAAGUAGAGAGGCUAAAGGGAUUAGUUGGGCAUGCAGCGGCAAAACCUGAGAAAGAGCCGCCAUGGAAACGUGGCGGUAGGAAUCCGGACGUCGGCGCAUCUGCGUCGUUGAGUGUCACAAAGGAGCAAAGGAAAAGGCAAAUGGAACAGCUGGCUGAGAUGGGAGUUGCAAUACCCGAGGAGUUUAGGCCGGAAAUGGCGAUGGUUGGUGAGUGGAAGACUCUUUCAGAGACUCCCGUCGCGGAGCGUGAAACCGCUGCUGUGGUGAAGGGUGUGAGGAAGAGGAAACUUGAGGAUCAGGAGGAAGAUGAAGAAGACGAGGCUGGCGGUCCGGUCCCUGAGCUGGAACGCCCUCGAAAGGUUUGGGGUUCGGCAUUCAAGAGUCAUCCAGUUGCAGAGGAAAACGACGACGAGCUUGAGGCCCUGCUAAGUAUGACGAAGGAUAUAAAGGGGAAGAACACAAAACUAGAAACCAAGUCCGAAGACGAAGCCAUUAAAGAAGAAGAGCCUGUGAUGGAACCGGUGACUGGGCUGGACACGAACACAGGCUUCCAGGACAAUAUCAAGCGAGAAGAAGUAAAAAGCGAUUCUCUAGACGCUCCCCCUACGUUGGAAGCUAGUGCUGCAAGGAACUCCACGCCGCCGGUUGUAUUCAAGAAACGCAAACCGAAACAGGCCAAGAGAUAA
This is a messenger RNA of Uncinocarpus reesii 1704, 2499 nucleotides long. RefSeq lists its product as uncharacterized. The coding region runs from base 1 to 2499 and encodes 832 amino acids. The record is from RefSeq and is a predicted model, not a curated record. The transcript has 6 exons. NCBI's taxonomy places the organism in Eukaryota, Fungi, Ascomycota, Eurotiomycetes, Onygenales, Onygenaceae. Gene Ontology annotation, molecular function: zinc ion binding; nucleic acid binding.